Lacerta agilis (Sand lizard) is the source of this 741-nucleotide messenger RNA. It is a transcript of the gene GPX4, whose product is annotated as glutathione peroxidase 4. NCBI's taxonomy places the organism in Eukaryota, Metazoa, Chordata, Lepidosauria, Squamata, Lacertidae. Gene Ontology annotation, biological process: response to oxidative stress. The transcript is spliced from 7 exons. The record is from RefSeq and is a predicted model, not a curated record. Gene Ontology annotation, molecular function: glutathione peroxidase activity.
GGCGGAGUCCGGAGAAAGCGGACGGUGAGAUGAGCUUGGAGCGCUUAGUGAAGAGGACGAUUCUCUGCGGGCUGCUGGCAACGCGGGGCCUGACCAGGACUAUGUAUGCCCAGGAAACCGACUGGCAGUCUGCCAAAUCCAUCUACGACUUCCACGCCACGGACAUCGAUGGCUCCGACGUCUCGCUCGAGCGGUACAAAGGCCACGUCUGCAUCAUCACAAACGUUGCCUCGAAAUGAGGCAAGACGGGCGUGAACUACACUCAGUUUGUCGACAUGUACAGCCGAUACGCUGAGAGAGGUUUGCGCAUCUUGGGGUUCCCCUGUAAUCAGUUCGGCAAGCAGGAGCCAGGCACCAACGAGGACAUCAAAGCUUUCGCUGCAAGUUACGGUGUGAAGUUUGACAUGUUCAGCAAGAUCGAGGUGAACGGAGACGGCGCCCACCCCCUCUGGAAGUGGAUGAAGAGCCAGUCCAAAGGCCGGGGGACGCUGGGCAAUGCCAUCAAGUGGAACUUCAGCAAGUUUCUCAUCAACAAGGAGGGCCAGGUGGUGAAGAGGUACAGCCCAAUGGACGACCCCUUUGUGAUCGAGAAGGAUCUGCCCGCUUACCUGUAGGACUUAGCUGAACACACCGGAUCACCCUGCAUUUCCCCAGCCCCAUCUCUCUCCUCUGCUUUCCUGCAAAGUUUGCCUUGAUGAUGGCCUGCCUUGAAGCCAAACCCAUUUGGUGGGGCAGGCCUGA